CCUGAAGACACCGCAAUGCCGGAUCACGGACCGGGACGGGUGCACCGUUUUCGCGACCACGUCGUCGCCGGCGUCAACUGGAGACCGACGCGGUUCCUCGACGAUGUUCCCAGUUCGCGUGUGUGCGGCCUCUGCCGCAUGAUCCCAAAACGGACGGUGCUGUUGCCGUGCGGUCACGCUCUGUGCCAAUCUUGCCACGCAGCCAGUCUCGCAGCGGGCGUUGGGCGGUGUCCGUUGGAUCGAGAGCCAUUCGAAGAAGAGGAGUGCGUCGGUUAUGAAUUCCCUACCAGGAAAGCAAACGCCGUGAUGGCAUACUGCUGGAACGAAGCUCACGGCUGCGAGUACACGGGCACCAUGGAGCGCAUGCUGGAACACUACGAGAACGAGUGCACAUUUCACACCGUGGAGUGUUUGCGAUGAGGCGAGGGAGUCCAGCACAGAGAACUGCCAACACACUACGUGAACGGGUGCAGGGCCGCUGUUUCUUCAGCCAUCACAGAGUCCUCGGAGCAUACAGCACCGACCCUUGCAGCCGUGAACGCUGCCCUUGAAGACGUGAAGGCGACGUUGGAAUGUCUCAACCACGACCAGCUGCUGCCAGUGAUUCAGAGUCAGUUGAAUGAGCUUAAAGAAGAAGUCAGACGCCAGGAAGCUACGUUCACUCGCAAGCUCGGAACAUGCGAGCACAAUUUAAAAGGCGAGGUGGCUCAAAUCGCCGCCACGAUUUCCUCGACCGUGUCGCACCAGCGGACAUCUCAGCAAAAUCCAUUGGAGCAAGCCAGCCCGUCGAGGUCGCUGUCGUUGCGCUCGGAACAAGAUGAGAUACGUCGAGAGUUGGAACACUUAGCCCACCUGGAACACUCGCGGAAAACUUCGCCGAAGCCUGAUUCCAGCCGUGUCAUUGCUCACUGUGAGGCUUUGAAAGGUGGCGUUCGGCAUUUGACCAGUGCGCUGUUGAAACCCGAGUACUAUGAAGUAUAUGGGAACGUGACGUAUGUGCUGACACUAGGAAACUGAGGAAAUCAUUCAGUGCCAGGAAGCCUUCAAACAGUUUGCCGAGAUUACGGUGCGGCACAUGAACGACACGUACUUUACCGUUGCCGUUUGGAAGUACGGCGAUCGUGCAGCUGAGCUCGUUCUCAAGAUCCAGUUUAACGGGAUGCUGGUGGACUCUAAGUGUUGGCCGCCUUUCUGGCAGGUUAGGGCAAUGCAUAAAAAAACAUCCCAUGGACAUUGCUCGACUUCCCAAGCCAAGCCUUGUUUCUGCAACCGCGAUGACCUCUCACCGCUACACUUCCACCUCCUAUUUCAUAUAGACAUUGCCACGCUGGAAAGUGACAGGUACUUCCGAGACGGAAAGGUAGCGUUCCGUAUCUCGCUCACCGAUAAAGAGAUGCACGGUAGCAUCAGAGCAGCCCCCUAACCUUCGUCAUCGCACAAUGUGCACUGCACCGGAGAAUCCUCCUCGCCGCUUCACAAUAUGUGUCACAGGAGCUUAACGAAUUUUUGAUCUCCUUUCUAGUAAAUGAAGUGAGCUCUACGACAUCUGUUUUUCGGAAAUUUGCUAUCACUAGUAACUCUCAACCUAUUCUGUUCUGACUUUACUGGCCGUUCGUUUUGUUUCUUUCUUAUGCUAAUACAGUUUUUGUU
This is a messenger RNA of Dermacentor andersoni, 1650 nucleotides long. The record is from RefSeq and is a predicted model, not a curated record. NCBI's taxonomy places the organism in Eukaryota, Metazoa, Arthropoda, Arachnida, Ixodida, Ixodidae.